AUGGUCAAGAACAGCAACAGAGCGCGUAAAAGUAGCAAUGUGAGCACACUGGUGCGUGCUGAAGAUGCUGCUGAAGAAGAAAUUCUUGAAACACCAGCAUUAAGUUCCUUUAGCUCCGUGGUAAACGACCGUAAGACGGAGGAGAGUGAGGACGAAGAUGAUGAGGCUAAAAUUGAGCGCCGUCUGGUAGCCGAGGCACAGGCUGAAGCUGACAGCUCAAACCAUGAGAGCAAUAAGAUUUACAACAACGAGGCUCUUUUAGCGUUGGUUAAGGACUGGGAUGCUAAACCACUGCCGUGGGUGGAGACACUAGAAACUUGUGCUGUCCCACUAGAGCUCGAGAGCGUUCACGACGAUUUAAAGCGUGAAGUAGCUUUUUAUAACAACACGGUGUCUAGUGUACGGUUGGCCAAGGAACGGCUUUUGAAGGAAGGGGUGGCGUAUAAGCGGCCUGACGACUACUUUGCUGAGAUGCUUAAGAGCGACACGCACAUGGCAAAGAUUAAAGAUAAAUUAAUUUACGAGCAGAAGAAAAUUACAGCUGUAGAAGAGCGGAAGAAGUCACAGGCACAUCGGAAGGUAGCGAAGGAGAUUCAAGCUGAGAAGAUUAAGGAGCGAAAUAAACAGAAGAAGGAUACACUUGAAGCUGUGAAACAAUGGAAGAAACGCAAAGGAAACGACGAGCGGGGUGGAAAUAAAGACGAUCCAGACACUGAGUUGGAUAUGAUUGUCAGUGGCAAGCGAAAGCAUCCCAGUGGUGACCGUAAUAAUGGCAGCAAGAAGCCACGCGUAAAUAGAGCACGUGAGGCCAAAAAUGCAAAGUUUGGCUUUGGUGGCAAGAAGCGUCAUGCCAAGAGUAACACGAAAGAAAGUACCAACAAUUUGUCAGCGUUUCCAGGUGCUCGUAAAGCAAAGAUGAAAAGUCAAGCAACGGCCAAGGGCGGACAGCGCCCAGGCAAAGCUCAGCGUGCUAACAAACGCAACAAGAGUCGGCGGUGA
This is a messenger RNA of Plasmopara halstedii, 999 nucleotides long. Its product is annotated as Nucleolar protein-like/EBNA1-binding protein. The transcript has a single exon. Bases 1 to 999 code for a protein of 332 amino acids. Gene Ontology annotation, biological process: rRNA processing; ribosomal large subunit biogenesis. Gene Ontology annotation, cellular component: nuclear periphery; preribosome, large subunit precursor; nucleolus. NCBI's taxonomy places the organism in Eukaryota, Oomycota, Peronosporomycetes, Peronosporales, Peronosporaceae. The record is from RefSeq and is a predicted model, not a curated record.